Messenger RNA from Komagataella phaffii GS115, 903 nucleotides. RefSeq lists its product as hypothetical. The record is from RefSeq and is a predicted model, not a curated record. The transcript has a single exon. NCBI's taxonomy places the organism in Eukaryota, Fungi, Ascomycota, Pichiomycetes, Pichiales, Pichiaceae. Bases 1 to 903 code for a protein of 300 amino acids.
AUGCCGCAUGUCACAGAGGACUCUAUCAACUCUGCUAUUAUCAUCAAUAUGUCUUUCAACCAAGCUGCUUAUUCAAAUUAUAUGAACCCACAACCGCUCAAAAUUCUUUAUAUGUGCAAUGUUGUAAACUGGUGCAUUUUUAGCCUAUAUUUGGCAAGUUUAGUGUGGUUGAUGAGUAUGCUGAUUAACUUCUUCGCCUUUGAGGGAGAAUUUAAGCAAAAGACUACACACUUCUUUAAAACUUGGAGUAAAAACCUUUUUAAGCAAUCAAGCAUGCGUGAAGCCUCAAAACAGAAACACGAACACGAUAUCGAAGGAUUGACCGGCUCCCACAACGGAGCAAACUGUAAGCCUGAGUACAUUUCGUCGCAUAUCCCAGGAUCUCUAUUCUUGAAAACAGCUGAACUAAAGUACUCCACCAUCAAUAAAGACAAUAAUGAUAACCAAUCUGUGGUCACGACAAUUUAUCCAACUCCAUCUACGUUGUAUAAUUUGUACGCUCAAAAUUCUGGAGUCAAGCAACAAUUCCUAGGUAAACAGCCAGUCAACAUCAGCAUGGUUCACCCAACAAUUGUCGACAGAAUUAAUCAAAUAUCUUCCAAUGAGGAUCGUUGUCCAGUGUGCAUCGAAGAAUUUCAAUGUGACGAUCUUGUGCAAACACUUCCAUGUAGUCACUACUACCAUACCAAAUGUAUUUCGGAAUGGAUAACACAGCAUGAAGAAUCUAAAUGUCCACUAUGUCAAUUUGAUAUUGAGGACAAAAUAUCGGUGGCUACCAGCAGCCCAGAGCAAGGUUACGGAAUGUAUACACCUGUUGUCCAUUGCUCUGAAAACUUAGAAUCUGGUGGGCUUAGUUCAGAGAAUGAGCUUGCCAACGUAGUGAAUGAAUUUGGAUCUGCAUGA